AUGUAUCUGGGAUUCAGGAAAUUCAGAUACGGCAUCACUUCUCGUAUUCCUGAAGAACGUGACGUCAUCACGGUGCGCCUGCUUGCCUGCACUUGGGUUGCACUACUCACGAAGAGGGGAGGUGAUGUCGUGGAGGAAACUCUCUAUGCUAAUGUUACUAAGGACAUCGUUAUUCUGGAAUUUCAACGAUCGGAUGGAACUCUAGUAACACAACUCUCAGAUUUCACAAAUGAGGUUCUUGUGCUACGUGCAUUAGUACUGGGAGAGGAAGAGAGGGGUCAAAACCAAUAUCAAGUCCUCUGUUUCAUCCUAGCUGAUCAAACAUCUGAUUUGAUUCCAUCAGAAGCUAUAUCAAAAUUAAGACAGAAAAAUCCAGGUGCAUUGAGGGUACCAGAAGAGGAUAGGGGAAAAGAGGCUUUUGACUUCAACCUCCAGAUGUCACCAUCUGAAGGAGGAAUGCUCUCACCUUUGCUAGAGGACUUUUGCAGUGAAGCUCAGCAUUCAACGUAUCUCAGAGAACAGGACUGGAUUGGUUGGCAGGAGCAAAGAGCCCACAAUGAGAUGCUGGAGAUGCCCACUGUUUUAAACCACUUUCUGAAUGAGACUCCACCAAGAUGUGAUGGAGUUAAAGACUGGAGCCAGCCCUGUGUAUGCCAUUUCUAUGUUCAAAUUCCAUGGUAUCCAUGUGGACUCAAGUACUGUCAGGGCAAAGACAGUUCAGGAAAGGUUCAAAGCUACCGAUGUGGAAUUCGAACUUGCAAGCGAACCUAUGCUUUUACAUAUGGAGUUUUCCAGAAGCAGCAGUGCCUGUGGGAUGAAUGACCACAUGAAAAGCCUUCCCUCCUCAGUUUGCAUUCUCAUGUGUGAUGUGUUCCAUUAUGUCAUAACAUUGGUGCUCUAAAUGUCAGUUUGUGAGAUCGUGCCUUUUUACUUUCCUUUGUUACUUUUGCAAUUGUCUUUCUUCCAAGGCCUAGGCAUUUGGUGAGAUAGGGAAAAGGCCUGAUUUCUUUUUUUUUUGCCUUUGCUCAAGAUGAUACUUACAUCAAAUAAGGUGACAAAGCCCUGAAAAUACUGCUUGGCUUGUAGUAAGUUGGAGGAAAAUCUUUUCCGAAUGAAUUUUUAGCUUGCAUGAUUCUUGAAGUGAGAUGCUUUUCUCCCCUGCCAAUUGAUGUGAUGAAUGUACAGCAUACUCUUUAAAAAAAAAUGUAUACAUGAAUCAUGAUAAACACAUUGUAGUUUGGGUAUGUAAACAGCACCUUGUGCAGUUAAAGCUUGAAUGAGCAAGAGGGGAAUCCUGGUACCAAAGUUUCUCAUGGCAUAUGUCCAUUCAGAAGGUUGUUUCUGCUGCAGAAGGCACUAUAUGGUUGCCUAUGAAGCAUUUGCGAUCGUUGUACCUACCUGGUAUGUGAUAAAUAGUCCCAGACUUGGUGACAAUGUUGUGCCAUUCCCUGGAAGUCGAUGUGUGCCUCUUUGUCUCAUGGGCCAGUUUCAUGCUUUCUUUUUGUCCACCUUGUCUCUGGGUUUUGGACCAAUCGUGAAUGAAGGAAUUUUUAAAAUAAAAAUAUGUCAUGCAUAUUCUAUUGCAAUACUGAUGUGUCCUACAAUUGUUCCUUUCAACCUUUUGUUCUGUUGCCAAUAGUGC
Messenger RNA from Darwinula stevensoni, 1642 nucleotides. NCBI's taxonomy places the organism in Eukaryota, Metazoa, Arthropoda, Ostracoda, Podocopida, Darwinulidae. The record is from the annotation of a GenBank genome assembly.